Nomia melanderi (Alkali bee) is the source of this 1178-nucleotide messenger RNA. RefSeq names its product Palmitoyl-protein thioesterase 1 (gene Ppt1). The record is from RefSeq and is a predicted model, not a curated record. Gene Ontology annotation, cellular component: lysosome. Gene Ontology annotation, molecular function: palmitoyl-(protein) hydrolase activity. NCBI's taxonomy places the organism in Eukaryota, Metazoa, Arthropoda, Insecta, Hymenoptera, Halictidae. Gene Ontology annotation, biological process: receptor-mediated endocytosis; protein depalmitoylation.
GCUUAUCUUCGUCAGGUGGCGCCACCAAUCAACGAUAGGAUUAUCUGUAUGUAAACAAAAAACAAAUUUUGUAUUAAACUUCGCAGUUAAAAUAAAGUUGUAGGUAUCUUAUAAUGAUUUUUUUGGGAAAAUAUAUUUUUAUAUUACCUCUUGUCAUAUGCAUGUGCAAUGUUAAUGAUGUUUACUGCUAUACUCCAGUUGUGCUAUGGCAUGGAAUGGGAGACAGUUGUUGCUUCCCAUUUAGUUUGGGAGCAAUAAAAAAACUAAUAGAAGAAAAAUUGCCUGGUGUGUAUGUUUAUUCCAUUCGUUUAGGAAAUAAUGUAGUAGAGGAUGUGGAAUAUGGUUAUUAUGGAAACAUUAAUGAACAAGUGUCAGAAGUUUGUAAACUUCUAUCAGAAAAUAAAUAUUUACAGAAUGGUUAUAAUGCUAUUGGAUUUUCACAGGGUGCCCAAUUCUUGAGAGCUGUUAUACAGAGAUGUCCUAAUCCACCAGUUAGAAAUUUCAUUUCUUUGGGUGGUCAGCAUCAAGGUGUUUUUGGAUUGCCAAACUGUGCCAAUAUAAAUCACAAGAUGUGUAAGCAUCUGACUCAUGUGAUUAAAUUUGGAGCAUACUUAAGGUUUGUUCAGGAAAAAUUUAUUCAGGCCACAUACUGGCAUGAUCCGUAUCAAGAAGAAGAAUAUAAGGAAAAGAGCAUAUUCCUGUCUGACAUUAACAAUGAACUUCAUAUUAAUCAGACCUACAUAGAUAAUCUCCAGAAACUACAGUCAAUGGUGUUAGUGAAAUUUGCUAAUGAUACUAUAGUUCAGCCACAAGAAACUGAAUGGUUUGGAUUUUAUGCGCCAGGACAAGAAGAGAUCAUUCAGACUCUCGAAGAAACUGAUUUGUAUCGCGAGGAUCGAUUAGGAUUGAAAGCGUUACAUAAUUCAGGAAAACUUCACUUUCUCUCUGUUCCUGGAAAUCAUUUACAAUUCACAGAGAGCUGGUUCGUCAGUAACGUGAUAAAAAUGUAUUUGUCACAAAGAAACUAUGACGUUAUAUUUAAUGUUAUAUCUUUGUAGAUUCGUUUCCUUUAUUAUCAAUUGUUAUCAAUUUUUUUACAUACUUCAGAUUCUUUGAAUAUCAUAGUUUAUGCGUAUACAUAUUAUUUAUAUUAUUAUUUUUAAGGGAACUUUGUGUUC